UCUCAUCUAGUUACUAUCUUCUCCAUUAAAGAACCAUUACUGGUCUGUGCGACCGCGAUUAGCAUCAUAUGCUACUUAUUUGAGAAACUGCUGAUUGGAUUGGUUUUUCAGAAGAGAGGGAAAAGCUUGGAGACAUGGAGGCUCAGCCUGGAAACGUAGGGGCUCUCCCUGGAAACAUGGAUGCUCAGCCUGGAAACGUGGAUGUUCAGCCUGAAAACGUGGAUGCUCAGCCUGGAAACAUGGAGGCUCAGCCUGGAAACAUGGAGGUUCAGCCUGGAAACAUGGAGGUUCAGCCUGGAAACAUGGAGGCUCAGCCUGGAAACGUGGAGGCUCAGCCUGAAGGAAUUCCACCUCAAAAUCGUCCAAAAUCAAAAUCAAAGAAGAAAUCAAAGAAAAAGCAGCCGCAGCAUUCUGCUGACAUAGUCUACACAAAAGGGGGCACAAUCCAUACCGUGCCCUCUCUCAGCAAAAUAUUGACCGGGAUUACAGAUUCCAUUGUUGGUCUUCAAUAUGUGUGGGAGUUCCGCAGCCCCACCAGGUCUGUCCAGCCCCACUACCAGUGCAAACUGUGCGCACUGUGUCGUUUGCAGCAUGACAUGAUCGAUCAUGUGAAAGGAUGGAAGCAUUGCUUCAGAUACUUGAAAAAAGCCCACCCCGACAAGGUAACAUGUGAAGAGGAGGAUGUAAUCAAGGACAAUGUAGUCAAGAAGAAUGUUAAAGCCAUUGUUGCUGAGGUGGAGAAGACGGAAGGAAGAGGACAAAUCAAGGUAAUCUUGAGGGAGCCCUUUAAAGUCCACGCUUUCAAAGGAAUGCGUUCUGCUCUUCCAAGAGCCGGGCCCCCAGUAGAUCCAGGGAUGGGACCAAUGGGCCCCCCCUUUGGUCCAAAUUUUUCGGACCCCAUGUUUUCUGGAGAGUUUUCUGGUCAUGGUGGUCCUUUCACGGACUACCAAGACAAUGAAUAUGGGAAUGCUGAAUAUGAAAACUACCAAUCAAAUGAAGAUUAUUCUGGCCUUGGCAUGGAUUGCGGAUCAAUUGGACAUCCACCAUCUGUGGGUGGAAAUGGUUUUAGCCCUGGUGGAACUGAAAGCUUCAGGAGUGGACCACCGAACAAUAGCUCCAACAAAAUGUUUCCGGAGUUCCAGGGCAGGCAGAUGGGUGGAAACUAUAUGAACAGGCCACCUGAGAGAUCUGGAGGAAUGGGAAUGCCUUCACAAAGUAGUACGCUUUCCACUACUCUGCUCACAUACCUGGAUACGUUCCGGAUACAGAAUGAGAGCGAUGCUCAGUUAGUGUUGAAGGUGACCCAGAAAUUAACUGACGUUUUGAUGGAGUACCGGCUGAGGAGCAUAUCAUCGGGUCCGCCUCCGAGCAGUUUGCCCAUGAGCUCCUCAAGCUUCUCCACUCCCUCCAGAUCACAGAGCACUAGUGAUCGAUACUCAAAUCUCUCAGGUCCAUCCAGGUAUUCUGAUGGUCCUCCAAGGUACUACAAAUGAGCAAAAGAUGGCUUCCUGGUUUCUUCCUGUCACUUCAACCCACAAUUGAAUACUUUUUGGAUUAUUUGUUUUUUUUAUAUACAUUUUGUUGGGCUCUUUUUGUUGCUUUUUACCAUUUCUUUCUAUCUGGGAGGAAAAAUAAGAUUAUUUUUAGAGGCAACUUAUUGCUGAUGUGACUUUGAGUUGAUCUUUUGAUUAUUUGGCAAUUGUUUUACCUAAUAAAAUUUGAAAACACCUUUAAA
Molecule: messenger RNA, 1735 nt
Organism: Oryzias melastigma (Indian medaka)
Lineage: Eukaryota; Metazoa; Chordata; Actinopteri; Beloniformes; Adrianichthyidae
Exons: 12
Coding region: 135-1493 (452 amino acids)
Cellular component (GO): precatalytic spliceosome
Molecular function (GO): double-stranded RNA binding; single-stranded RNA binding
Source: RefSeq, a predicted model, not a curated record